AUGCUUCACAACUCCAGCCACAGGGAAGGCAUGGUGCAUGUGGAUAAGUCCCGGAGGGAGCGGGACAGGGACAGGGAAGGGGUGUGGGCAGGGGCAGGGGGAGCCCUGGCCCCCGGUACCUCCUCCCCAUUCCCCCCUGAGCCUCCAGGGGCCUCGGGCAGCAAUAUCCCUGUCUACUGUGCCCUCUUGGCCUCUGUGGUCCUCGGUCUGCUUGCCUAUGUGGCCUUCAAGUGCUGGUGCUCACGUAAACAAAGACAGCAGCUGGCCAAAGCUUGGACUGCAGAGCUGGGGGCCUUCAACAGGGACCAGAUGCAUGGGGAGAGCAGUGUCUUCCGGGACUCUCCUAGCAGCCUGGAGCCCUGUGUCCCCAGGCAGGGGCCACAUUCUGAACUUGGCUGCCGGCUUUACCUCCAUCUCCCUCGGCAGCAGCAGGAGGAAGUGGAACAGCUCCUGGAGGCAUCGGGUGAACCUGACAAAGGCUGGCAGGGCCUGGCGGGCCACCUCACUGCUGAGGCAGUGGAGACCAUGGCUCAGAGCCAGGUGCCAGCCUACACCCUGCUGAAGUACUGGGCUGUUCAAGAAGGCAGUGGUGCCACCCUCAGGGUGCUAGCAGAUGCGCUGGCUGUCCUGGGUCGUGAAGAUGUGGUCCGGGCCCUGGGCCCACUGGCUGAGGACUGCUCCGUGGUGUGA
Messenger RNA from Mesoplodon densirostris (Blainville's beaked whale), 690 nucleotides. Its product is annotated as death domain-containing membrane protein NRADD-like. Gene Ontology annotation, biological process: Rho protein signal transduction. The record is from RefSeq and is a predicted model, not a curated record. Lineage: Eukaryota; Metazoa; Chordata; Mammalia; Artiodactyla; Ziphiidae. Gene Ontology annotation, cellular component: plasma membrane; cell surface. Gene Ontology annotation, molecular function: nerve growth factor binding; coreceptor activity; death receptor activity.